AUGGCCGGGGCGGUGUGGCCGCGCCUCGGCGGCAUCCUCUGGCUCGCCUGCCUCCUGCCCUUAGCCCCGGCGAGGGUGGCCGCAGGCCUGUAUGAACUCCACCUCACCACUGAUGGCCCUGCCACCACGGGGACAGAGGUUUCCAUAACAGCCAGCCUGGUGGCCAACGACAACGGCAGCGUGGUCCUGCCCUCAGACACCCACUUCUACCACUUCCAUUGGAUUCACACGCCACUGCUGCUCACUGGGAAGACUGACGAGGCUCUCAGCUCGACCAUCCGUGCUGUGGGGAAUGUGCCCGGGGACUUUCCAGUGUCCGUCUGGGUCACUGCUGCUAACUGCUGGAUGUGCCGGCCUGUGGCCAGGAGCUUUCUUGUCCUCCCCUUUACAGAGUUCCUGGUAGGGAAACUUGUGGUCACCCAGAACACCUCCCUGCCCUGGCCCAGCUCCUACCUCACCAAAACAGUUCUUAAGGUCUCCUUCCUCCUCCACGACCCGAGCAACUUUUUCAAGACUGCUUCGUUUCUCUACAGCUGGGACUUCGGGGAUGGCACCCAGAUGGUGACUACAGACCCUGUGGUUUAUUAUAACUAUUCCAUCACUGGAACCUUCACUGUGAAGCUGAAAGUGGUGGCGGAGUGGGAGCAGGCCAAGCCAGACGGGGGCACGGGCAUUCUUCAGAAGACAGGCGACUUCUCCACCACCAUGAAGCUGCAGGAAACCCUUCAAGGCAUCCAAGUCUUGGGGCCCACCUUAAUACAGACCUUCCAAAAGAUGACAGUGACCUUGAACUUCCUGGGGAGCCCUCCUCUGACUGUGUGCUGGAGGCUCAAGCCCGAGUGCCUCCCACUAGAAGAAGGGGAAUGCCACUCUGUGUCUGUGGCCAACACUGCCUACAAUCUGACCCACAUCUUCAGGGACCCUGGGGACUACUGCUUCAGCAUCCGGGCUGAGAACGCCAUCAGCAAGACACACCAGUACCACAGGAUCCAGGUGUGGCCCUCCAGCCUCCAGCCAGCUGUCUUUGCCUUCCCCUGCGCCACGCUCAUCACCAUGAUGCUAGCCUUCCUCCUGUACAUGGGCAUGCGGAACAGCGCCCAGCAGAAGGACAUGGUGGAGGUGGCUGAUUUUGACUUUUCCCCCAUGUCUGACAAGAACCCGGAGCCGUCCUCUGGGCCCAGGUGCUGCUGCCAGAUGUGCUGUGGGCCCUUUACGUUGGAGUCUCCAUCUGAGUACCUGGAGGUCGUCCGAGAGAACCAGGGCCUGCUCCCGCCCCUCUACAAGUCUGUCAAAAUGUACACCGUGUGAGCACCCCCCACGCCACCUCAGUGUUAACUGACUGUCCACUUGCCACUUCAGGCAGGGUGGUCUUUCCACCGAGCUGGCGGGGGCCACAGUGGGGGAAGGCCCUUUGCCCUGGCCAUCCUUGUGUCUAUAGUUCCAGCUGCCACCCCAAGCCCCCCUCAGUCACACCUUCUAGCUAUGGUCAUCUGUACUGUCCAGCCACUGCUGUGAGCCCUUCUCUGUCAGCCCCAGCCCACCUCUCGCCUUUGUAGAGGCCCCAAGUAGGACUCCCAUGGCCCCUGUGGUCUCCAGGUACACCUGGCUGCCUCUCAUCCAUUCUUCCCCGGUUCUCAAGUUUGCCCUCCAUCUGGGUUCCAAGUUUCCCUCCCCUAGGCUGCCCUGCGAGGUCAGAAAGCUGGGAGGAAAGUCACAAGUGAUUAAGGAUGCAUCACGAAGGGCUCUUAGGAGAGGACAAACAUGCACCCUCGCACCCAGAAGCACCCAUGUGUCCCCGGCCUCUUACUUGGCUCCUCUGUGUUGCUAAGUGACUUUCUGGGACAUACUCUGAAUUGGAAGCAGAAUGAAACCUGACCUUCCCCUCUUGGCUCCCACAGUUUCUUGCCCUGGCUCCUCCCUGUGUGUCAUCUGUGUGGCUACUUGCUCCCUGCUAUGGACACCCUGUCCCCUGCCCACUUGCUGCCAGGUGCCUGUUUAUAAAUAGCAUCUUUUAUUGAGAAUAUAUUAAACUUCCUUGAGAAAAAGACCUGGCAGCAUGAGUCAAGCCAGAGGGGCUGUGUGUUGUCACUCAGCUGCUCUCAGGGUGGUCUUGAGAGCGAAGCAGGCUUGACAAAGCCCGGGGAGGGGGUAAAAAGGGGAAGGAGCUCCUUUCCCCUCUGAUCCAGGCACCUGGGAGUGGGGGGCAGGUGCAGAAGGGGUUAUGGGUGCAGAAAGAGACCAUCACUGGGGCC
Molecule: messenger RNA, 2252 nt
Organism: Talpa occidentalis (Iberian mole)
Lineage: Eukaryota; Metazoa; Chordata; Mammalia; Eulipotyphla; Talpidae
Gene: TMEM130
Product: transmembrane protein 130
Exons: 8
Coding region: 1-1308 (435 amino acids)
Source: RefSeq, a predicted model, not a curated record